AUGAUUUGUAGACUAGUCGAUAUGCUGGGUAGUAUUACCGGCGGAAUUGCUUCGGCCCUUGUCGGACAACCGUUGGAUACAGUGAAAACGAACAUGCAAUUAUAUCCUAAUUUAUAUAAAAAUAUGUUCUCUUCUCUGUACAUGACUGGCCGACAACAGGGCAUUCGAGGCUUGUAUGUCGGUUGUGUGCCGGCUCUUUUGGCGAACUCUGCUGAAAAUGCAGUCAUGGUCGGUUCGUACAACUAUUGCCAAAAAUUGGCGAAAUACGUCGUCGGGCAGGACAAAAACCAUAAUGUGUGUGCCAGAAGUAUUGAAUCGGUUAGUAUAAGCGUCGUUCGUUGAAUACGUAUAGUUACAAAAGUUAUGUCUUUAAUUUAUAUACCAGAAAAUGUAAAUAAUUGCAAUACGAUAUAAAAUUGUUACUAAGAAAUAAUCGCCUCUAUACAUAUGCGUCGAAAUGCGAAUAAACCUAUAUUCGUUAAUCAAAAAUUAACUACACCCUUUCAGCUAUUGACCUCGCUGGUACUUUGUCCCAUCGAGUUAGUAAAAAUUCGAAUGCAGGGAUACGAAGACUUCAGAGAAGUACGUCCAAACAUGCCAUCGAUUAAGUUGGUGGUAAAACAAACACUGAAGACUGACGGAUUUGUAGGUCUAUACCGUGGACUGGAAUGUACACUAUUAAGAGAGUUUGUUAGUAAAAUGUUGUUCUUCGGAUUGUAUGAACGGUGCCAGAAAUUGUUUAAUCCAACCGGCGGCCAAAAAGAAAAAGCUGAUCUAUUAACUUUGGCGGCGUCCGGAUCGAUAGCCGGCCUAGGGAUGUGGCUCGUGGCAUACCCGAUAGACGUGGUGAAAUCGCGUGUCCAAAUGUCCGAAACACAUACCGGGUGGCCAUUGAUCCGUAGAGAAAUCCAAAAAGCGGGAUUUCGUGGACUUUAUUCGGGAUUAUGGCCCACACUAAUCAGAAUGAUACCGGUGACUGGCAUGUUUCUGUUUAGUGAAGAAUUUUCGAAACCGGUUUACCGAAAAAUCUUGUUAGAUACGCCGAAAAAUUCAAUCGAUUCGGGAAACAGGAUAUUUUCGAUAUGCGAUUUUGUAUCAGGAUGGACGGCGGGUUAGAACAUAAAUUCGAAGUAGAAAACAACAAAAUCGUAAUUGAUCGGAUUCAUGUUUUUAUUUAUAGGCAUUGUUGCUACGUUUAUUGGCUAUCCGAUGGAUACUAUUAGAGUCGUACAACAAGUGGCCAACAUUGGGCCAAUCCAAUCUAUGCAAUAUGUUUAUAACGAACAAAAGGUAAUAGAUGAAAUUAUAAAUGUAUAUGAUAAUUAUCUAAUCAAGUAUAGAAUAUAACUAAUAAGAACUGAUUAAUACGACAUUACUGGAAGUUAUUGAAAUAUUGUUAAAACAAAAUAUAAUAACUAAUAUUCUGCUUACUUUUUUUUUUUUUAAAUAGGUUGCAGGGUUUUACAGAGGAAUGAUGUUUCCGCUUUUGUGUAAGGGCCUUGUAAAUUCGAUUCUAUUUGGAAUUAGUGGUAACGUAAUGCGGUUAAUCCUAAAGUUCCGCGGUACUGAUGAUAUAGACGUUAAGUAUUGUUGUGACUCGAACAAUUUGAAUAAAUUGUAUUGGCACGUCGAUAUGUUUAUGGCCGGCUGUAUAGGUGGAUUUUUUUCAAGUGCGAUAAACAUACCGAUGGAAGUCGUCAAAACAAUAUUACAAGCAUCCAGUAGGCAACAUACCUAUGGCUUUAAUAUUUUGUUUCUUCUGAUAUAUAAUUAUUUUAGAUAUAUCGAUAAAGUCCACUGAGAAACAAAAAAACUCGGAAAAAAUUGAGUCCCCGAAAGUAAUGAGUACAUUUAAAUUGAUUGUUGAUCGAUACAAAACCGGCCGGAUUCAUUCACUCUACAGGGGAGGAAUGUCAUUGAUGAUAAGGUUUGUUUGUUAAAUAGUGACAGACGCUUCAAUUUCGGGGGCCUUUUUUAUAUUUUCUGCUCCUUAUUGUGUUCAUAAAUGAGAACACUGAUUUCUUUUUCAGCAAUCUACUAAAAAAUAACAUAUUUAUCAGAAGUGAAAUGUAUUUAAUACUGUUUAGGUAAACUAAAAGCCCAUAGAUACACUAAUAAAUAAAAUAAUCCAUACAAAUUGUUAAUAUUUACUUUUUAAUAUAGUGUGUGCCUAUUAAUUAGAUAAAAAUCUUAAGAAACAGUUUAUAUAAAAUUUAAUUUAUACAAUACCCAAUAAAUAAUUUAAACCAAUCUUGGUUUUGUCUUUGCUUUUCCAAAGUCAUUUAUAAUAUCAAAUCAUAUUUAAUGGAUUUGGUUCUGUCUUUUUUAAGGCUUUUUACAUAGAUAAUGUUGCAAGUCUAGUUUGUCUAAUUUGUGACGUGGCACUCCUAGGAUAACUUUUUAUUAAUUAAUUUCGAGAAUAAUCGUUCAGUAGAAACUGACUGAUAGGUACAGUUAGUAUUAUUCGAAGAAAAAAAGUUGUUUGGUUAUGAGUAAUUUAAUAUUUUUAGUACCUAUAUAGAAGAGAUUGAAGUGCAAUUGUAUUUUCCUUCACGAGAGAUUUAAAUAUUUGUAGUUUAUGUUAUAAUUAAUUUCCGUCAAUAUAUUUCUACUUGCUAUCCAUGAGAUACCCAAGAGUUUUCCCAGAAAAUAUAAAAAACCAUGGGAAAAACGAGAAAAUUGGAUCAACAUAUUAAACAAAUAUUAAUAAAGAAAAUAAAUAAUGCUUAUUUGAUCAUUUUACCAUAAUAUGACAUACAUUUUUGACAAAACAUCAUUAUCAACUAAUAACUGCAUAGAAUCGUUUUUUCUUUAGCAAUGGUUUAUCGUUGUUUUCAAUUAUACAUUAAAUUCCCUUCUAAUCCUGCCUUCCCAACUUCCCACCUACAAUAGUGGCUGCACCUGUACCUAUUAUCCUAGGACAGCUUUUUUUACAUUUAGAACCGACAGUAAUUUAUUAGUAUUUGAAGUUUGGUCUUUUAAUUUCAUGAUUUACGUAGGUACACGAAUAACACAACAUAAUACUAUGCAGUCAAUAAAUUAUAAUAUUAAUAAUAUUUUUUCUAAAUUAUAAUAUUUGUUCAAUGAUAAUAAUUUGCUUUCCAAGAGUGAACCCUACUUUUGCGGGGGUUCAAAGUUUGCGCGGAGUCCUGUACGGCUGCACCAAUUGCACUACCCUUGCGCUGGCACUGAUUUUAAAUCUACAGAAUACGAAUUUGAGUUAAUCUAUUUUUGAUUUUGCAGAGAUAUACCUCAUACGGGCAUUUAUUUUCUCUCGUAUGAGCAUUUCUGUUGCGUUAUGAAAAAAUAUUGGUAUCAUAGCGAAACUAAAAACGAACAAAUGCCAAAGUAUAUACAACUCGUAGCCGGAGGUCUCGCAGGUAUGUCUAUCAUAUUUUGCAACCCGUUCGAAAAAAUAUUAUUAUGUAAUAUUUUAAUCUGCCUGUAUUAUACUCCAUUUAAAUUCAUUUUUUUUUUUUUUUUUUUGAAACCGAUUAAAAUAUAUUAACCAAUGAAAUUUCUAUUUUAUUUAUGAAGAACUCUUGUAGUUGAUCCGUUAAACUUAUCGAUGUUUAUAGUACUACUUGUUAUUUAUCAUGUAGGUGUCACUAGUUGGAUUUUGGUGUCACCAUUAGACGCGAUUAAAACCAAAAUCAUCGUGGACAGUCAAUCAAAAAAGCCGUUAUACAAUGGCAUGUGGGACUGUGUGAAGAAGAUGUAUGCGCAAGGCGGUGUGAAAAUAUUUUUUAGAGGAAUCUUGGUACUAUGCAUAAGAUCAUUUUUACUCAGCAGCGUAGUGUUUCUAGUUUAUGGAAUACUUAUGAACAUGUGCAGUGAAAAAAAUGAUAAAGGAACGAGUGAACCCGGUAAAGACGACAAAAACAUAAAAAUCGCCACAAAAUUAUAAAAAAAAAAAAAAACUUAUGGCACCGCUCGUUUUUAUUAGAUGUUGGUCGUCUUGUUCAAUUACUCGUUAGCAUUCUUCUAUUUUUCACUGCGCUAGGUCUUGUUUUUGUUACUUCUACCCUUGAGUACUUUAAAAUUUUCUGAAGUUCAUUCUUAAAAUUGCUAUCUAGUGGUAGUUCUUCUAUUGGCCUGUAUUCUUUCUUAUAUCUUUCCCCCGCUUUUUUCGUUAUAGUAUGUUUAUCAGCUGAUGACUUUUAUAAUUAUCUGAUCAAUGUUUCUACUAAUACUCUACUUAUAACGAUAUCAUCGUUAAUUGUUGCAUAUUAAGGAAAUUCCUUGAAAUAUUAUGAAUACACACUGCUUUCAUCACCUUUAACAUAUUUUGCUUUCUAAAAACAAUUUGUUAUGUCCAAUUGACGGUUAUUAAAAACUAAACACUUACAAUCCAAAGAAAAAGAGCAUAUUGUAAUAAAACACACUUACCUGUGGUUCAUCAAAACCACAAACAGCCAUGAACUAACAAUACGUUUAUAAUAUGAAAAACCGUGUGCCCGUGUGUGGAUUGUUAUAAAUUAUCGUCCGAUAUCGAAUGAUCAAUGUAUACAAUAAAUAUCGUAUAUUGUAUAAAUAAAUUAUUGUAAUUAUUAUUAGUAAGCUAUUUUUUUAAAUUUAUAUUGAAAUCAUUAACAUAGGGAACAUCUUAUCCAAAAACCUAAAGCAAAAAUUAGAGCAAGUGUUCCACAAGGAGGCAUCCUAUUUCCCAUUUUAUAUAAUAUCUACGCUACCGAUCAGCCCAUCUCUCCAAACACAAUAGUUGCUGAGUUUACCGAUGACAAGGCUAUUAUUUUAGAUUCUGAGUGGAGCGAAGAAGCUUAUGGUAAAAUCAUAACACAGAUGUUUAUUUUUUUUUUAUUUUUUUAUUUUUUUAUCUGUGCGCAACUUUUCUACCUGAAGAAUUGCUUAGAUUUUUAAGCUUGGCAUCUUCUGAAAGGAAAUCGGUGUAAGAAGGUACUUUAAAGAGAUAAGUUUUCGAUUUUUUCUAGAGCUUUCUCAUCAAAUUUGAAAAACUGAAAAAAUAACUGAGAAAAAACGGGAGAAUAUAAGUACCUAAUGUAGGUAUUAGUUAAAACAUUUUACGGCCUUUUUUUUUUCUGUGCCCAACUUUUUUGCCAUCAAUUCGCUCCAAUUUAUAAUGAUUUUUCUGAAAGGAAAUUUGACUGGGAAGGGACUUUAGGAAAGUCAUUUUUCGAUUUUCUCAAGAUUUUUCCCAGUAAAUGUGAAGAACCGGGAUAAAACAUGGGAAAAUCGGGAAAAACGUAGGAAAACAGGGAAAAUCGAUACAACAUUAAAGAAAAUAUAUAAUGUCUGUUUAAUUAUUUUACUACAAUAUGACAUAUACAGGCAUGCACAAUACACAUAUAUGUAUAUUGUUGGCAUAGCAUCAACUAUAGUUAGUGUUUGAAUAGCAGAAAUGUAAGAAACAUAUUAGUAAAAUAUAUGUAAUAAAACCUUAAGAUUUUUUUUUUUCUGUGAACAACUUUUCUACUAAAAAUGUUGCUCCAAUUUACAAUAAUAGCACUUUUUCUGAAAGGAAUUCUGUUCAAAAAUGAUUUUAGGGAGGUCAUUUUUUUGUUUUUUUCAAAAGUUUCCAGUAAAUGUGAAAAACCAAGAAAAUCAGAUCAAUAUUAAACAAAUAUUAUUAAGGAUAAUGUACGAUGCCUAUUUAAUUAUUUAACUACAAUAUUAUCACUGUGAUAACAUCACUAUUCACUUAACUCCACUCAUAAUCGGUUUUUCGUAAGCAAUGGUUUAUCGUUACAUACAGGUAUACAUUAAAUUAUCUAUAAUAGUGACUACACCCGUCUCCAUUAUUUUACGAGCAGAACGUCUUUUUUAUUCCUAAAGAUUUACACACUGUUUCCUUCAAUCUACAAUACCAUCUUGACCACAUGGCUGUUUGGUAUACAAAAUGGCUAUUCAAAGUUUACUGAUCCAAAUCACUUCAUGCCACAUCACUCUACGUAUUCCUCCUUAUCCUGAGGUGUCUCUAGACAAUUCCUAAAUUCCCACCUCUCAAUCAAUUAAAUACUUAGUUUUAACGUUUGACCGCUAACUUAUAGACAAAUCACAUUAAAGAUAUAAGGCUUUAAACGCACGCCUUCGCAUCAUUAAAUUUUUAAUAUCCAACAAUAGAUACAUGAAAUUAAAUACUAAACUCUUAAUAUACAAAUCCCUGCUUAAACAAAUAUGGACUUAUGGUCUGCAGUUCCCAUCAAGCAACUCAACAAAUAUCUUUCAUUAUACAUUCGUAUUGUUCCUAAAGAAACAAACUGUGUAUCUCAAAUAAAUAAUAAAUGAUAAAAAAAAUAAUUAUUCAAUUUUAAUUUUUAAUAUAUAAUUAAUAACAUGUAUUAAUUUGUUUAGAAUAUUUAAAAUUUUUUUUUUAUGUAUUACGGUUUUAAGUUAAAAUUAUAAAAUUAUUAAUCCACAAAGUUAAAAAUAUAAAUACAAAGUUUAAAUCCUAAUUAAUUUUUAAACAAUAAAUACUUUUAAAUAUUUAAACUUCUAUGCUGGAUUAUAUUAUGUACUAUGUAUCAAUGUAUCAUACUAGCAUGUAUUACUAUAUAGUAUUAGAACUUUAAUAUUAUAAUCAUUAUAUUAUUUUAUAUUUCUUCUACAAACAUUUAUACAUGUAUCAACAUAUAAUAAUAAAUUGACUCUAAUGAUCUAGUUUGAUUGCAAACCAACCCUUUUUGGAAAAAUUGGUUUUAAAAAAUAAGGUUUUAUAAGUUGCCUUGUUUGUAUGAUUAUGUUUUUUGUUUUGUUUCAUUUUUUUUUUGGUUUUUUGAGAAAUAAUACGAGUAAAUAUAAUUUUCGAUAGUAUACAAAACGAUUUAUAUACCUACCCCGAGAACGACGAGAAAAGUCGUCGGUCCAUUAAACUAAUAGGGUUCGUGGUCAUCUGGCAUCCGAAAGGAUUGUCGGCAGCAGUGCAGAGAGAGAAAGGGACUAGGGUAUGAUAAGAGAAUUAUUAUAAGCGCUCCCACCCCCAACCAUCACCCCUAACUGUGCCGCUCAACGAACGAGUAGGUAUUUAAUUACAAGCAUUAAGUUGUCAGCGUCGCUAUCGUUGUCGUCGUUGGGUCGGGUGGUGGUCAUUUGUGGCGGGGAAGGGGAGGGAGCUUAGCGAUACACUGUCCAACACUCUCUCCCUCAAGGUAGGUUAAAAAUAUACAGGGUGAUAUUUUUAUCAUACAUGAAUCAACAGUGGCUAUCUUAUAUGCAAAGAUCUCUAUGGUAAAUUUGAAUUAAGUUUAAUUCAGACGUUAUAAAACUAGCUGUUUUUUAAUAAUCUUAUCUACAAUAUUUUUAACGUUUUACCAUCCUUAUUCCGAUUACAGUGCAGUGGUUGAAGAGAGGGGCCCGAAGGGUCUUGUCCCCCCAUAGACCUAAGUUAAGGUUUAUUAAUUCAAUAGUCGUAGGUAAUUUUGUAUAAAGUUAUUUCACUUAAUUUUUGACUAUGGGCCCCCUCAAAAUUAAACCCUGGAUCUACCGCUGUUAAAGAAUACCUACUAUAAAUACUUAAUAAAUAUACUAUUAAAUAUUUAUUUUCAAAUAGUGACUCAUAUUUUUUAAUAAAUAUUCAGAUUCGAAACCAGAAUAUUUUAAAAUAAUACUUAUAUACAAUACAAAUCGCCUGAAAUUGAAGUAUAUAAAGGAAAAACCAAAGAUACUAAGUAUAAAACUCCUGGUAUAAAUUUCUGCGUUAUAUAUUUUGAAAUGUUUAUAGAAAUAUCAAUUUUUCGAAUGCUAAUUCAGAAAAAGUGGAACAAUACUGUUUAUAUAACUAUUGUGAUUAAUAUUUUAUGGUACUUAUACGCAGAAUAACUACAAAAUGUUGAAAAUAUUACAAACCAGUAUUAUUAUUUGACUGAAUGUAUCUCGAAUAUACUAUUAUGUAUUCAAAAUCCUCGUAUAGAUAAUCACCGGUCCGCGAUGAUAAAAUAAUCACCCUGUAUACCUACCGACGGUGGUCGGUCCCGACACAUUGAAUACAUCCUUUUCGUCCGCGAAAAGAGCUUUCCACUCAUACACCGGGCGGUUAUUCGUUGAAAAGACACCCCGGGCUUUUGUCAGGACGAACUCGGUCGAGGCGCCGUCGCUAAUUAAUUUAUAAGCCGCCGUCACCGUGAGGUAUUUAAGUGCGUAUACGCCGGCAAGGUUUCCCUAAUGUAAAACACGAACGCGUUGGAACCGAAUAAUAAUAUACACGGACGAAAUGAUAUAUCUGUUUUUUGUACUGAUUAUGAAACAUUAUUAAAAUAAUAUCAGGCACGCGACCACGGACCGAUUGAUAUGUAAUAAAGAUGCAUCAAAACCGUGACGGGAUAUUAAAAUUCGUCUGAAGGGUGUGCUACAGUUUUAGGUUGCAAAUCGAAAAGUUAUGGUAUUAUAACGGAAUGAUUAAAUCAAUUUUGCGUAUAUACGUGAAAAACGAAGGUAAGCGAAUUACGAUUAAACACGUCCUGGUUUUUCUGAUUCUAAUACAAAUCUGAACUCUAUAUAUCGAGUUUUACUGAUGAAAUUAAUUUUAAUUAAUACUCCGUUUGGGUAUGAACGUUUGGGUAUUUUUAAUAUAGGUUGCCAUUUGAAAAUCAAAAGUAGGUAGUGUAAAAAUCCUCAAAAAUAAUGGCGAUAAAAAAUAACAUAAAUAUAAAAUUGUAGAGCAGAUUGUUUCUUAAAUGUUCUAGAAAACAAAUUCCGAAAAAACUUAAUACAUUCCGAGUUAAUGAGUGUAUCCACUUAAAUGAGUCACCCGGUACGCUUAUUAUAGAAAUCUAUUAAAUUACGCUUAACAUUUUUUUUUUUUUUGUACUAAGUAUGACCCGUAGGUGACCUACGGUUUAACCUCACGUUAAAUUUUCGGGCGUUUUGGAUGUGCCAAAACAUUUUAAUUCGCAUAGAAUUAAAUAAAAACUAAUAAAUUUCAAAUUACUUUAUUAUAAAUAGUUAAAGAAAUCGCUAACUAUUUGUUAACAUAAGUAUUUUCUCGAAAUUUCAGUAUGAUUAUUUAUAUUAGAUGAAACGGAAAAAAAUGGAAUCUUUUAUGGCGUGCAUUUUCCCGUUUUUUGAUAUUAACAAACCCCCCCCCAAAAGAAAAUUAAAUUAAAAAAAACGACCCUUUAUUCUGGUAAACGCGGAAAUAUAAACUGUGGUAGGCAAAGUUAAAAACUGUACCUGUUAAUAAUGUGAAAAACAAAAUUUUAUCUAAAUUACAGAACUCCCCGUAAUAUCCUCCCUCCCCAGCCAUGGCCUCGCCUUGUCACCUCCUGUUGGUGCUAUUGCUUUUGUACCUUCUAGACAAAAUUUAUUACCAGAAUUCAUCCAACAGUUGAUAAUCGGAACGAUAUUUCUAUUAGAAAAGCAAUUCAUGGACAGAGAAAAACACAUCAUAGUGAAACCACAGAAAUUCUCGCUUCGCUAA
Messenger RNA from Cinara cedri, 9391 nucleotides. The record is from the annotation of a GenBank genome assembly. Lineage: Eukaryota; Metazoa; Arthropoda; Insecta; Hemiptera; Aphididae.